Micromonas pusilla CCMP1545 is the source of this 1095-nucleotide messenger RNA. RefSeq lists its product as uncharacterized. The coding region runs from base 1 to 1095 and encodes 364 amino acids. The transcript has 2 exons. The record is from RefSeq and is a predicted model, not a curated record. NCBI's taxonomy places the organism in Eukaryota, Viridiplantae, Chlorophyta, Mamiellophyceae, Mamiellales, Mamiellaceae.
AUGCACGCGCUUCGCGCGCUCGCGUCUUCGCAGUUCGCAUCCGCCGCGCGCCGCGUCCGCCGCGCGGCGUCCUCGUCGUCGUCCUCGCUCGUCGCGUCGUCGGCGUCCCCCGCCGCCGCCCCCGCGCGUCGUCGUCGCCGCGCGUCGUCGUCUCCGCGUCGUCGCCCGUCGACGUCGUCGUCGCCGUCGCGUCGCCGGCUCCUCGUCGCCGCGGCGUCGUUCUUCGCGACGCUCGCGCCCGGCCGCGCGUCCGCGGCGCCGGACGCGUCCUCGUGCGAACCACUCGGGAAGUCCUCAUCAGUCGCGAUGCGCGCGGCGGGAGGCGGCGGCGUCGGCGGCGGCGACGACGCGUCCGCGUCCUCAGAGAUCCUCGACCUGUACCCCGGAACCGCGCUGACGCGCAUGGAGAACGCGCGCGAUCGCGCGGCGUCGCUCACGGAGGACCAGCUCUCCCGCGACUGGUCCUCCGUGCGCGCGCUCCUCCUCUGGGCCGCGGGCCUGCGCGACCUCACGGACGUCGCGCCGGGCGCGGGGAACACCGGUCACUGCUUCAACGACUUCAAUCACGUCGACGCGACGACGAUGUCGCUCUCGGUCUCGGACAACGAAAACCGAGGCCAGGUGUCGGGCAUCGCGUUCGGGAACCGGCUCGGACCGGGCAUCAAGGUGGCGUCCGACCCGGACCUCGGCCCGGGUGGGUCGUGGUGCACGUGCGCGCAGGGCGGACGGAGCGAGCCGCCGGAGGACGUGGCGCAUCUGCAGUUUCGCUCCGCCAUCGCGUGGAAGUUAGGCGCGUUCUAUCUCACACUGGGUCCCUCGCUUUCAAUCCCCGCCCGCGAUGCCUUUGAACUCCAUCUGACGCCUAUGAACUCCAACCCGCCAUCGCUUUGUAUGGAAUGGCCCUCAGUGUGGGUGCCGUUCGGCGGGUUCUCUCGGUUCGUCCUCGUCGACGACGCGGGCGCGCAACUCGCGACGGGGGUGCCGACCGGGCCGGGGUUGCCGUCGCAGAGAGAGAGGGAGAUGAACUACGAGAUACUGCGCGGGGGGAGGUACGCGCGCGCGGCGGACGCGUACGCGGCGGCCGGCGCGAGGUGA